Messenger RNA from Labrus bergylta (ballan wrasse), 1299 nucleotides. Lineage: Eukaryota; Metazoa; Chordata; Actinopteri; Labriformes; Labridae. The record is from RefSeq and is a predicted model, not a curated record.
AUGAGCGAGAGUGCAACGCGUGGACCGGACGCCUCCCAGUCUGACCACCAGGAGGAGCCCCAGCACCGUGGUGGACCUGGGCGGCGGUCGAUACGGCGUCUUCAUCACCUCCAAACACCUGCAGGCCUCGGACCCGACAGCCCCGCGGAGGAGCUGGAGUUCUCCAUCACCAGACCGCCUCACUUCGGAUACCUGGAGAACGCUGUCACAGGAGCGUACAUUAAAGGUCGUUUCACGCAGCGGGACGUGGACCAGCGUGCCGUCGUGUUCGUCCUCCCCGUCGAUAUGGAGGUGACGGCCGACAGCUUCGAGUUCCGCCUCAUUGACCCGGCAGGAAACAUGGCGCUGCCCGAGAUACUGGACCUGUCCUGGUCUCGGGUGGAGUUGUCGGUGACCUGCUACCGAACCUGUGAGACGGCGGGGACGCUUCAGAUCCAAAUCCAACGCAGCGGAAAGAGCGUCGACCCGGCGUACAUAGCUAUCCAGGUGGAGGAGGGAUCGGCCAAACCCGGCAGAGAUUUCACCCACAGCACAGCCGCUCUCAUCCAGUUUGACCCAGGAGUCAGCGUGAAAACCUGGAACAUCUACCUGAUAGACGACGGUCUGGAGGAAAAUCACGAGACUUUCACUGUCACCCUGAAAAAUCCGAAAAACGCCGUCCUGGGACAGAGGACCUCCGCCAGGGUUGAGAUCAUCGACCCCAGAGGAGAGGGAGAACCCCAGGACCAGGCGGCCCCCGGUUACACCCACAUCCACCCCCAAAGCAGGCAGCAGCCAGGGACCGGGAACACCGGACACAGGGUCAGAGAAGGAGGAUUAAAGGUCCAUCUGUCAGGAGAGAGGAGGUCUGAGGAGAAGGUGUGGACGUUCCACAGUAUGACUCCUCUCCGGCUGGAGGAGCUGAAGCCGGGUGAUGCUGGGUGGAGUCGCUGGUCUCACAGUCGCCUCCUGCAGGAGCUCCCGGUUGGUGACCCUCCUCAGAUGGAUCAUCCAGAACCCAGAAACCAGCCAGAGCUACGCCAGCGCAAGACGGGGAAGUCGGUCACCAGCUCGUGUCCCGACGGUUGGACUCACUACAGGAGACGCUGCUACGUGGUCAGCACGUCUGUGGCGAGCUGGGGCAGUGCAGAGAGGACCUGCUCACUGCUAUUUAACAGCAGCCUGACCAGCGUGCGCUCCAGAAGAGACAUGACCUGGCUGUGGAAGUUUGCAGGGAGGAAGCCAUUUUGGAUCGGUCUGUCUGGAGGUCCCGGUCGCUGGAUGGGGCUGACGGUCGCUCUGUGUCCUUCUCCAGACUGA